Molecule: messenger RNA, 7349 nt
Organism: Acanthopagrus latus (yellowfin seabream)
Lineage: Eukaryota; Metazoa; Chordata; Actinopteri; Spariformes; Sparidae
Product: anthrax toxin receptor 1-like
Exons: 21
Coding region: 3543-5429 (628 amino acids)
Cellular component (GO): membrane
Molecular function (GO): signaling receptor activity
Source: RefSeq, a predicted model, not a curated record
UUAACAGUUGUACAAUGUCUGCUGUGGUUCUACAGGAAGAUUUCAUAGGUUUGAGUAAAUAUCCCUAAUUAUGUAAUCAGCGUUAUCAGACUUUUUAUAACAGCAUUACAAACCGAAGCUGUGGGUACAGAUAUAGCUAUAGAUGUAGCCAUAUAGGAGGCAGGGGUGUUUAAACAAAAGACACUGUUUUUGGGCCAAAAAAUUUUGUUCUCUGCUGACCAUUACGUUUUAUGUUUUAAUACGUGUCUUAGAAAACUGAUUUGGAUUUGGGCUUUGUUCCAACACUAAUCAAACCAGAUGUUACUGACAACUUAUUGAACACCUAAGCAGGCUUAGUAGUCAUGUUGUUGCUGUUUCCUAAGUCACAAACACAUGAUGAAAAUGCAUUAUUGUUAGCAGAAACACAAGCUAGAAUAUAAUCAAUAAUGUUCACCUUCAUGGCCUCAAACAAACAAACAAACUUUGCUUUAGGUUCAGUUUUCUAUGUCACUGUUGUCACAGUGUUUUGCUUGUACUCUGGUGAGGGUUAAGCACAAAAACCACUAAUGUUAUGAAAACAUAAUGGUUUGGCUUGAAAUACCUUUGUCACCACAAACACUACUGUAAAUGUCCCAAGGUCUCAUUGAAAAAGCCAUGUUUUCUUAUCACAAAUACACUGCAGAUUUCAACUACCUGUCAGAACUAUCAAUUUUUUGUUACCACAAACUUGAUUGGAAUUUGUCUCAAGGUCUCCUUAAAAAAACAGUGGUGACAAAUAACACUUUGAAAAGCUUAGGAAAAGACCAUGUGUUCUUCUUCUUAAAAAUACCCUGUGGUGUUACAAUCUUUUAGAUACAGUCUUGAAAUGCAGUUACUAGUAUGGCAGCCUUGUUGCCUAACCCCACCACUCCUCCAUCUCGCAGUAUGGAAGUCAGGUCAUGAAAGAAGCAAAGUGAAAGUGAUAUCACAGGUAUUGUGGAGAAGUCAGUGUGGUAGCAGAUGAAAGACACGCUCAAAUGUGAACAUGUAGUAGUUUGCUAAAAAUGUUAAUUGGCAACGUUUAAUUUAAUUUUAUUCUGGUGUCCGGGUUGUGAUGGCUAAUUGAAGGUAGGGGAUCACUUGAAUUAUUACAAUGAAUCCAGAGGGGAACAUGAAUGGGUGUAUCAAAUUUGAUGGUAGUCCAUCCAGCAGUUGUCAAGACAAUUUAUUCAAAGCACAAACAUCAAACUCAUGGUGGUAGCAGAGGAAAAAUCUGGAGUUUGAAGUUUUUCUAGGAACCAUUAAUGUCAACUGGGGGAUGCUAAAGUAAAGGUCAUUAGAAUUCCUCCUCUGGGGAACAUGAACAUCUUCAAGACUUCUUGACAGUCCAUUAACAUUGAGAUAUUCCAGUCAGGAAAUGUUAAAAUGUAAUAAGUAUUUAAGUAAGUCAAGCAUUUCAUCAGUGACUGACGGCAUCAAACACUGAAUUAAGAUAUCUGUAAUUUGAUGACCAAUAGUGACUCAUCUGUUUCAAACAGGCUGACAGAUCACCCCGCCCUCUUGUUUAAUUCCAAAGGUUUCUUUUUACAGACAGUCCCUUAAAAAACUGUUCUCUACUAUGAGUCCAACACAUCUGUUGUCAUCAUGAAAUAUUUGGCUCUGGCUCUGCUGCUUUGUGAUCUGCCGUCAUUCACACAUGAAGCAUGUGCUGUAUUCACCAUGGGACCAGCUUUUCCACCCAUAGAACGGACACACUGUCAGGACCAUUUGGAUAAAACAUGGCAUGCCAUAGGAUCUAAAUGGAGAAACAGUCAAUGUGAGGACUGUAGUUGCAGUGAAUGUUGCAGCAACCUUCAUCAUCCUGCAGGGUUCCCUGGGGACUGCGUGUCAGUGUUCGACCCUGAGGAAUGUGAAUACACAGUGCACAAGAAGGACGACCCAUCCGUACUAUGUCCAGUUUCUUUAUAUGUGGGAAAGUGACUGAGUCAUUGUUUUUUGUGUUUAAAAAUCUGAAGUGUUUUAAAAAUAUAUAUAUAUGUUUGUGGGGAGAGAGACGGCCCUGCAGGCAUGAUCCCCACCUGCUCUUCAGGAAACACACACACACACGCACACACACACACACACACACACACACACACACACACACACACACACACACACACACACACACACACAUAAACAGCAAAACAGUGGACAGUGUCUGGUUAUUGAAAAUAAAACACUGCUAUAAAAGAAAAAAAUGACAGGAUCUUUGCAUUUCCUCACUCAGAGCACUGUGAGAGGGAAGAGAAUAUCUGAUACAGAAAAAAACAACGUGAGAAGCUCAACAGAGUGCAAACCCUUGCUAAGGCUCAACAGCCCUCGUUAAUUCAAGGAAGAGUAACCUAUUUAAAUGUUCUGGAUCUGGAUUGUAAUUUGGAUCUGCAUCAAAUGUACAGUUCUCAUUCAUUAAUACAAGCUACAGAAAUCCCUCUGUCUAAUCUCUGAUCCCUAAUCUAAUGUCUCACCAUGUGGGAGACUUUAUUAAAAAUGUAAAAAAAAAAAAAAAAAGGAAAAAAGUCAGUCUCUAGUCUAGUAAACGUAUGAUGCUUUUUGUUUACCUGUGAGGAAAUUAUUGGCUCCAGCUUUACUGUAAACUCAAUAAAUCAAUGAAACUAUAUAUUACUUUAACUCAGUUAUGGCUUUGGGGUACUUUCUCAAGUUGCUUUCACCACUGGUCAACAGGGACUUCUCAGCAAUGUCAUUGUAAUGGACUUGUGAUAACGUAAAUCACAUAAAUCAAACAUUUGUUUGUUUCCAAUACUUUCCCCCACUCUAUUAAAAAGAAGUGACAAAUACUUUGGAGUCAUACCUCAAUAAAAUCAAACACAACACCACAACAAGCUAACCUUACUGAUCUUAAAAAAGAAAAGAAAAGAUGAGACCUCUCAGACAGGUUUUUUUCCAAAUAACUCAACACAAUAGGCUUCACAAAGGCAGCACUGUGUUGCUUUCAGUGACAGACUGCUGCACAGUUGUCAGGGUCACUGAGUUUAUGGUGUUGUGGCAAAUGAAGCAGCCACCAGCUUCUUAACACCACCAGGUGGCAGGAAAAGCCAGCAGAUUCUGAUGUUUCCACUGCAUUGUCUUCAUCACUCUCUUCCUCUCCAGAGAGAGAGAAAAAAGAGAGAGAGAGAGGGAGAGAGAGAGAGAGAGAGAGAGAGAGAGAGAGAGAGACUUGAAAGUACAAGGAGAGUUUUGCAAAGAGUUAGGUUGUUGCAUGGCCUUGUCAUUAGCAAAAAAGCAGCAAGAGUGGGAGGUUGCGGAGCCCUUCUCAUCUUUGUGCAUGCUGUGGACCCUGUGAUGAGAGGGUCCCAACAACAGUGAGACCACAACACUCAUCCCCUCUCUCUCUCUCUCUCUCUCUCUCUCUCUCUCUCUCUCUCUCUCACCUCCACUUCAACCUCACUGCUGCUCUCCUCUGGAUUACUGCUUUUUCUCCAUGCUGAAGACGCCUGUGGGGGAUUGAAAGAAGGCUCUGCAAGGAGGAUUAACUUUGCAACUGUUUCGCUUUGUUGAAGUUGGUUUUUAUUCCACAUCCCUGUAUGAGAGUUCCCUCAGCUGGAAUAAUGCCUUCGUGCUGGAGUCGAAGCUCCUGGUUUCCUGUGGUGUUUGGUGCUGCGCUGGUUGUUUUCACUGCUGGUAAUGCUGGACCGAACCAGGACCGGAGGCAGGCUGGGUCGUCCUCAUGCUUCGGAGGCUUUGAUCUUUACUUUGUUUUGGACAAAUCUGGGAGUGUGCAGAAUCACUGGAAUGAAAUCUACCACUUUGUUGAACAUCUAGCACAUAAAUUCAUAAGCCCACAGUUGCGGAUGUCCUUCAUUGUGUUUUCCACCGAGGGAAGGAUCUUAAUGAGCCUGACAGAAGACAGGGAACGCAUCCGCAAAGGUCUGGAGGAGCUCCAGGGGGUUCGUCCUGGGGGAGACACCUUCAUGCAUGAGGGCAUCCUGAGGGCCAGUGAGCAGAUAUACUAUGGAAACACUGAAGGUUAUCGCACUGCCAGUGUUAUCAUAGCUCUGACAGAUGGAGAGCUGCACGAGGAUCUGUUCUACUAUGCUGAGAGAGAGGCCAACCGCUCCCGCAGCCUGGGUGCCUCAGUUUACUGUGUGGGGGUGAAGGACUUCAAUGAGACACAGCUGGCAAAGAUCGCUGACAGUAAGGACCACGUCUUCCCUGUGAACGAUGGGUUUGAGGCCUUGCAAGGAGUCAUCGACUCGAUCCUGAAGAAGUCCUGUAUUGAAAUCCUGGCAGCAGAGCCAUCUAGUAUCUGUGCAGGAGAGUCGUUCCAAGUGGUGGUCAGAGGAAACGGAUUCCUCCACGCCCGCAACGUCGAAAAAGUCCUGUGCAGCUUCCGCAUCAACGACACCCUUACUAAGAUGGUAAAGCCUUUGAUUGUGGAAGAUACAUAUCUUCUCUGUCCUGCACCAGUACUUCAAGAUGAGGGGAUGGCCGCAAACCUUUAUGUCAGUAUGAACGAAGGUCUCAGUUUCAUCUCCAGUUCAGUCACCAUUACCACAGUGAGCUGUUCUGAUGGGACCAUCCUGGCCAUAGCUCUGCUCAUCCUGAUGCUGCUCCUGGUCUUGGCUCUCCUCUGGUGGUUCUGGCCUCUCUGCUGCACUGUGAUCAUCCAUGAACCCCCACCGCCGGCUGUGGAGGAGAGUUCGGAUGAUGAAGACUUUGAAGCCCCCAAAAAGAAAUGGCCGACUGUAGAUGCCUCCUACUACGGAGGAAGAGGAGUUGGAGGAAUCAAAAGGAUGGAGGUCCGCUGGGGUGAGAAAGGUUCCACCGAAGAAGGAGCAAAGUUGGAAAAGGCCAAAAAUGCCAAAGUGAAGAUGCCCGAGCAGGAGUAUAUGCCGGCCCCCAUGCGGGUUCUCAACAAUGGAAUGCACAAACCUCCGGGGCCACGCAAGUGGUACUCACCCAUUAAGAGCAAACUGGAUGCAUUGUGGGUGCUCUUAAGAAAAGGCUACGACCGUGUGUCAGUAAUGAGGCCUCAUCCUGGUGACAAGGGCAGAUGCAUGAACUUCACCCGCACAAAGUCUCCACCCCCUCACUACCCCUACUACAGCCACCAACCACCAUCUCCCAUCUACAACCCUCCACCUGCACCCCAGGGCACCCUCCCACCGACCCCCGGCAGCCCUCUAUCAUCUCCUUCUCCAUCCUUCUCCUUCUCCAACCUUCCACCGCUGCCUCCGACGCCUCCUUCCUCCUCCACCACUCCCUCCCCUCCCAUCACGCCUCCACCUUACACGCCGCCUCCCAACCGCGCUCUCCCUCCAACCAACCUGUACAUACCUGCCCCGCCAGCGCGCCCACCCACCCCUCCUCCCUCUGCCUCUCCCACUGGUCCCCUGCCUCCUCCUCCACAGGGACCACCUCCGGGACGAGCCCCUCCACCUGCCCGCCCACCGCCUCGCCCCGGCCUGUAGAGCUGUGGUGGCAGACGGGAGUUUAGCAGGAUUUAAAAAGGCAACUCAGCAGUCAGCACAUGACCAUUGAUUGUACCUGCAAGCGAGGACGUGUGAGCGCCUCGUGCCACGCUCAGUGAGCUGUGGCCUUUCUGCCUUGUGAAGUGGAGCAGCGAGGACUUGAUUCCUGCUAUUUGUCUACAGUGACUUUUGUACACAUUUAGCCCAACAGUGCAAUUGCUCUGAUGCUUGAAUUACACAGACAUUCCCUACAGAUGAGGUCAUUCAGGCCGGCUCAAAAACAUUUGCCUCCGUGGUCCUCAGAGCAGCUUCGGGCCCUGAUGUCCCCGCCACGAUCACACAAGAUUGGAUGAAUUCUGAGGAACAACAGCUUGUCUUAAAGCCUCUCUAACAUUCCUAUCGUUCCUGAUAAAAGACAAAUAUUACAAAUGUUCCACACACAGAGGAUUAGGAAGAAUCUGAAAACCCUUGUUUUUGUUUUGUACCCUUGAAUGUUGUGCAAUUGCAUGCAAUAGCGUUUGAGUCAGCAUUUUUGUACCUUUUAUACACCUUCUACCUUUUUUUUAUACGACAUACACACAUUUUUAUUUGCACCGUUAUCGUCGAGUAGACCACACUUUCAGUUUUAAUUAUUGAGGACAGAUAAAGUAAUCAUUGCGGAUAAACACAUAAACAGCAAUGCAACAUGCUUUCACAAUGGAACUUUUGACUUCCGUGUAUCAAACCAGCCUAAUGUGAGUCAUAGCUUGCCCAGUUUGGUAACACUUUAUAAUAACCAUCAAUAUACAUGAUGAUAAAGAUAUUUACUGUUAAACAAUUAAUAUUUUAUAAAACAUUUAUUAGGCAAUAAUAAUAAUUUAAAAACCCUCAGUUGUUUAUUUUGCAGUGUAGAUGUUCCACAGUUAUUCCAGUUGUUCCACCAUUACCUGGGAGUAGUGAUCAGGGAAAGUGAUGCCUCUUCCUGUUUUGGUUGAGCAACCACAGACCCUUUGCACUGUAAUUCAUACUUAGUUUUUGUGGGGAAUAUCCAGGUCAGUAGCCUUAGAUGGUGUCAUUUUUCUCCAGCCAUUACACUGUGUAAUUAGUAUUUACUUCAGAAUGAUAAGUUAAAGCAAGAAAACAAGUUGUCUAUUGCCUGAUAAAUAAAUGGUUUAUAAAGCAUUACCAGUUAAAUAAAUAACUAUUAAAGUUUGAAUUACUAUAAAAGUAUCAUUUGAUGGUUAUGAUAAGAUGUUACCAAGACUUUUGUGCAUUUCAUUGGAAUUAAGAAACUAAACUGGCCCUUUUACUACAUCUGACCUGACCAGCCUGAGUACAAACUGACAGUUAUAUAGUUACAAAUGCUCUGACUAUCAACAUGUGGACAAAACUACGUCAGAGUCAGGGAAAAGCUUUGCACAUCUUCAUGCUCAUCCACCCACAGCCUCCAGCAAUAUGUGUAAAUAAUAAUAUGUUCAUUUUGAUAUAACCAUGUGUGUUCAUUUGUGUAUGUGUGUGUGUGUGUGUGUGUGUGUGUGUGUGUGUGUGUGUGUGUGUGUGUGUGUGUGUGAGUCAGAGAGAGAGACUAGUCUACUACAGAUAUUCAUGACAGCCAGUUCUACAGUAACCUGACCUGAGUGACCGCGCCAGUUUUAUCAACAAAAUCAUCAUUUUUUCUUUUCUUCUUCCAGCUCCUCAAAACAUGGGUCAUAUAAAUGAAAUAUAAAUACAAAGGUUCAUAUGAAGAAUGAUGAAUUUCAUAGCAUAACUGAAAAGGCUUUAUGUAACUUUCCACCAAUACAAUAUGUAGACAUCUCUGUUUGUUUUUUAAAAUGAAAGUAAAGUGUAUUAAAUUGGAUUCUUAGUCUUUCUGUAUUACUUUUUAGAAAACAGCCACUGAGCCGUCCUACAUGAAAAGCUUGUUAAAGCUGUAAUAGGUUU